AUGGAACAGUUUCGUAGUUUUAUUGGAGAAAAGUUGACUGAAAGAUUUCAAGCAUUAUUUAUAAGAAUGAUUAUACCUGUACGGUGUUUUACAUGCGGUAAAGUUAUUGGCAACAAAUGGGAAGCAUACCUCGGUUUACUACAAGCAGAGUAUACAGAAGGUGAUGCGCUGGAUGCUCUGGGCUUAAAGAGAUACUGUUGCCGUAGAAUGUUGCUUGGACAUGUGGAUUUAAUUGAGAAGCUGUUGAAUUAUGCGCCAUUGGAAAAGUAA
Parnassius apollo (apollo) is the source of this 270-nucleotide messenger RNA. NCBI's taxonomy places the organism in Eukaryota, Metazoa, Arthropoda, Insecta, Lepidoptera, Papilionidae. The record is from the annotation of a GenBank genome assembly.